GGCCGCCGCGGCCCAGGCCGGUUCCGGACGGCGCCGCGGACGCCGCGGCUCCCGGAACUGAGCGGGCGCCGUCUCACUUCCUACUCGGGAUUCAAAAUGCGAAACCAGACACUGGCGGGCCGCGUCCUCGCGGGGAGACUCUUCCCUGUGGUUCUCGGCGGGUGGAUUAUGUUUCCCAGACACGACUCGACAAACACUUUGCCGCGAGUGGAACUCAAACCGGAGCCCAACUAAACAAGGAAAGGUCGUUGUAUAGGCUGUGACACCGAUUAAAGGGUCGGUUAUUAGUAGGAAGAAAACACCCUUACGGAAAAAAUUGGGCUUCGUUCAAGGUUCUGAUUCUUGGGCGAUAGUUUGUGUCUUAGACGCUAGAUUUUUCGUAAACCUAUAUGUGAAACUGUCUUAUUUUCAGUAUAGCUGAGAAUAAAUCUGAGAGUAAAUCCAGUUAUCUGUUGUUCUAAUAGAGGGGGAAAAAAAGCCCUCAAGAACGUGCCAUCUUCUUUUCUUAGAACGUUAAGCUUCAGGAGAAUCAGAAAGAAACCAUUUGGUGUUUUUUUGUUUUUUCCCCAAACCUAAAAAACGUAUCUCGUUUAGGCCUGAAGUUACUAAAGAAUUGCAUGGAUUUGCAAAACCCAGUGUUGAUCCGAGGCCCUGUUUUAGGUGGUGGAUUUGGUGCCUUACCUCCAUGAAGCCUAAUGUUGAAAAAAAUUCAAGUGUCCUAGUUCCCCUCAUCUCCUUUUGGUUUGUCCUACUGGAGGUGCUAAUGAAGAGAGAAUGAUGAAGCCCAGAAGUGCAUAGGAAAAAACUAAAGAGAAGAGGUUGAUUAUUAAUUUUUUAAAAAGUUGUAGCACUGUAUAAUGGAAUCUGAUUAUCAGCUCCAUGACUUGGACCAUUGCAUCUGCACACACUUGAAGGUAUGGAAGCAGUUUGAAUUUAGGUUUACAAUAGGAAGACAUAUUGAAACAUUUGCUUCUCCCAUUCCUUGUACAGUAGAGAAUCUAUUUAUUGGUAUUGAGACAUAAUUCACAUAAAAUUCUCCCUUUUCAUCACUGAAAUCGUUUAUUUUUAAAAAAUAUUUUGAUGCUUAAAAUGAAGGCUUUUUAGAAUUGUAUUACAGAUCAUGAGAAGAUACUGGCCAAAUUUAUUAGGAACUCUAGAAUAUUUGGUCAUUAUUGCACAUUAUAAAAGGAAGUGUCUAGAUUUUAGCCCACUUUUUUGAGUGUUUGUAAUAGUUAUAUGAUUCAAAUGUAUAGGACAAAUACUUUCUGGUUUUGGCACUGAGUGGUAGAAGAAUCAUUCAUUAGUUGGCUCAGUGAUUAUAUCAUCCUUUGUCUGAAUUUCCUUUUGGAAUAGGUGGAUGGUAUACCCAACCCAUGGAUGUUUUGGAAGUAACUUUAUUUUUGGAAGGAAUUUCACAUUUCCCUCCCUUUCUAGUUUCCCCCCCUUUAAUUCAAUGUUAGCCAUAUUUAAAUUGAGAGAUUUUUAGCUUCUAGAGGAUGGAGACCACAUUAAUUCCGUAUAUGCCCCCUCUGUAUGGGUUUUGCACAGUGUCUUUUGCAUCAUAAGUACUUGAUUAUUUGAAUUUAGAGGUUACUUCGCUUAAUGCCCAAAAUAUAUCUUAUGACUUAUAAACAGGCUGUGGUUUUUACUUACUUGGUGGUGGAAAAUAGGCGUGGAAAAGGCAUUUUUUUGCUUCUAUUUUGACAGCAGCCAUGUAUGAUAAAAAUAUGCGUAGUUCCCAAAACUAUAUCCAACACUUUCUCCCCUCUCUUUUAUUCUUUUUAUUAUGAACAUCUCCUUAACUUUAUCAGUGAGGUUAAUGAAUGAUUUAUUUUGUAUUUAGAUGCAAAACAGUGUAAGGCUGUGAUGCUCAUCUCUUCUUAGUUAUAAAACUUAUCCAGACUCCAUAUCAUAGCAUGAAAUAAAAGUGAUUAUGGGUGAGGGGUAGAAUUUAUUUGGUAAAACCUGAUUUAUUCCUUAUAUAAGCUCUUGUAGUAGGAGUGUUAGAGAUAUCUUCAACACUAAUGAUUAAUAAAAGAAAAAAAUACUUAUGAGAGGUAUGGUGACUACUGUGAAAGCAGUAAAAACUAUGUAUUUUUAAUCCUGAAGAUGGAAGAAUAAAAGGUAUGUUGGACUGGCACAGGUGUGCUAUUUUACAGUUUAAUGAAACCUGUAAAGUAUAGUCAGGACAUUCUAGAAAUCCUCCAUACAGACACUUUUACCAGUGUGACAUCUUUGUGUUUUCAAACAGAGUUUUCCCAACUCCUAGGUAUAUGUAGGUGUUCCAGUAAAAAAAAUAAAAUAAAGAGUUCUGUGGUCAGAUAAAUUUGGGAAAUGGUAUUUUAGAGUGAUCUGUUUUUACCACUUCUCCUGUCUCAGAGAGGGAUGUUGAUGAGAUAAUGGACAUGAAGUGAUGAAGCAGGAAAUCUCUUCUGAGGUUGGCCUUCAGGCAGGAGGUGAGGUAAUAAGAGCUGCAGAAUGUCUUCACCUAACACAGAGCUGAUUUGGGAUACACUGGUGGCAGAAGGAUUUGUAACUAGGCUUUUGUGGCCACAGGAACCAAUCUGUCUCUCCAGUUUUUUCCGGCCAGCUGGCAGGGAGAACAGCGACAAACACCUAGCCGAGAGUAUGUCGACUUAGAAAGAGAAGCAGGCAAGGUAUAUUUGAAGGCUCCCAUGAUUCUGAAUGGAGUCUGUGUUAUCUGGAAAGGUUGGAUUGAUCUCCAGAGACUGGAUGGUAUGGGCUGCCUGGAGUUUGAUGAGGAGCGAGCCCAGCUGCACAUGGUUUGGGUCAUGCUGCUCUGCCUUCUGUGCUACCUCGUGCUGUUCCUCUGCCGACAUUCCUCCAAUCGUGGCGUCUUCCUCUCCGUCACCAUCCUCAUCUACCUACUCAUGGGUGAGAUGUACAUGGUGGACACUGUGACGUGGCACAAGAUGCGAGGGGCCCAGAUGAUUGUGGCCAUGAAGGCAGUGUCUCUGGGCUUCGAUCUGGACCGGGGCGAGGUGGGUGUGGUGCCCUCGCCCGUGGAGUUCAUGGGCUACCUCUACUUUGUGGGCACCAUCGUCUUUGGGCCCUGGAUAUCCUUCCACAGCUACCUACAGGCUGUCCAAGGCCUCCCGCUGAGCCGCCAGUGGCUGCAGAAGGUGGCCCAGAGCCUGGUGCUGGCCCUGCUGUGCCUUGUGCUGUCCACCUGUGUGGGCCCCUACCUCUUCCCCUACUUCAUUCCCCUUGAUGGUGACCACCUCCUUCACAAGUGGCUGCGAGCCUACGAGAGUGCUGUCUCCUUCCACUUCAGCAACUAUUUUGUGGGCUUUCUAUCUGAGGCCACAGCCACAUUGGCGGGGGCUGGCUUCACCGAGGAGAAGGGUCACCUGGAAUGGGACCUGACGGUCUCUAAGCCACUGAAUGUGGAGCUGCCCCGGUCCAUGGUGGAAGUUGUCACAAGCUGGAACCUGCCCAUGUCUUGUUGGCUAAAUAACUAUGUUUUCAAGAAUGCUCUCCACCUCGGGACCUUUUCAGCCGUGCUGGUCACCUAUGCAACCAGCGCCCUCCUGCACGGCUUUAGCUUCCACCUGGCUGCGGUGCUGCUGUCCCUGGCAUUUAUCACUUAUGUGGAGCACAUCCUCCGAAAGCGCCUGGCUCGGAUCCUCAGUGCCUGUGUCUUGUCGAAAAGGUGCCCACCAGACUGUUCACACCAGCAUCGUUUGGGCUUGGGGGUGCGAGCCUUAAAUCUGCUCUUUGGGGCCCUGGCCAUCUUCCACCUGGCCUACCUGGGCUCCCUGUUUGACGUUGAUGUGGACGAUACCACAGAGGAGCAGGGCUACAGCAUGGCAUACACUGUCCACAAGUGGUCAGAGCUCAGCUGGGCCAGUCACUGGGUCACUUUUGGAUGCUGGAUCUUCUACCAUCUCAUAGGCUGAGGCACGUCUGUGGACCCUCACAGCUCCCUCAAGAACCCUCCCCUGGGUGCCAACUCUGAUGGGGGGAUGAGGGAAGGCCCUUUCUCUAAUUUUUUUUUUUUUCCUGCGGUACGCGGGCCUCUCACUGUUGUGGCCUCUCCCGUUGCGGAGCACAGGCUCCGGACGCGCAGGCUCAGCGGCCAUGGCUCACGGGCCCAGCCGCUCCGCGGCAUGUGGGAUCUUCCCGGACCGGGGCACGAACCUGUGUCCCCUGCAUCGGUAGGCGGACUUUCAACCAGUGCGCCACCAGGGAAGCCCUAAUUUUUGACCCUCUUUUUUGACCCUCUCUCCAUUCUUGACCCCCCCGCCCAGUACACGUACACACACACACACACACACACACACACACACACACACACACACACAC
Orcinus orca (killer whale) is the source of this 4326-nucleotide messenger RNA. RefSeq names its product core-binding factor subunit beta (gene CBFB). Gene Ontology annotation, molecular function: sequence-specific DNA binding; Wnt-protein binding; palmitoleoyltransferase activity. Bases 2676 to 3920 code for a protein of 414 amino acids. The transcript is spliced from 4 exons. The record is from RefSeq and is a predicted model, not a curated record. Gene Ontology annotation, cellular component: membrane; endoplasmic reticulum; core-binding factor complex. Gene Ontology annotation, biological process: regulation of transcription by RNA polymerase II; Wnt protein secretion; protein palmitoylation. Lineage: Eukaryota; Metazoa; Chordata; Mammalia; Artiodactyla; Delphinidae.